Messenger RNA from Metarhizium robertsii ARSEF 23, 1710 nucleotides. Its product is annotated as Major facilitator superfamily domain, general substrate transporter. Lineage: Eukaryota; Fungi; Ascomycota; Sordariomycetes; Hypocreales; Clavicipitaceae. The record is from RefSeq and is a predicted model, not a curated record. Gene Ontology annotation, biological process: transmembrane transport. The coding region runs from base 1 to 1710 and encodes 569 amino acids. Gene Ontology annotation, molecular function: transmembrane transporter activity. The transcript is spliced from 3 exons.
AUGGCCAACGCCGCGCUUCAUCAGACGGGCGUGGUCAUGGACGCGUCGAACCAUGCUACAGCCGCCACUGACGACGCAGUCUUGCAACACGACAGACAUGGCGAUAGCUGUCCGACGUCCUCGUCGUCAUUGCCCUCUUCACCGCCAGAGCCCGCGUCUGAUGCCGUGGCCAAGAAACCUUCGGCCGCGGGCGCUGCGUUGCUCAUGCUUCCUCUGUGCCUGUCGGUGCUCCUGACGGCUCUCGACAUCACGAUUGUGACGCCGGCCAUUCCCACCAUUGUGGGCGCCUUCCGCUCCGUCACCGGAUACAUAUGGAUUGGGAGCGCUUUUAUCCUCGCAAGCACCGCCACGACACCAUUAUGGGGCACCAUCGCCGACAUUUGGGGUCGCAAGCCCAUCAUGCUCAUCGCCAUUGUCAUCUUCCUGUGUGGGAGUCUUCUGUGCGCCUUGUCACCGACCAUGGACGCCUUGAUCGCCGGACGCGUGGUUCAAGGCAUCGGCGCCGCCGGCAUGGGCACAAUGGUCAAUGUCAUCAUCUGUGACACCUUUUCCGUCCGGGAUCGUGGUCUGUAUCUAGGCAUCACGUCGCUUGUCUGGGCAUUGGGGAGUGCCGUUGGCCCCAUUCUUGGGGGUCUCCUGACUACAAAGGCAGAAUGCUGCCUAGUGCCCAUUGGAGGCGUCGUCUUUGGCAUUCUCAUCGUCUUCCUCAACGUGUCCAACCCGGGUACCCCCCUUAUGGCCGGGCUCAAGAAGAUCGAUUGGAUAGGCGGCGCCCUCAUCAUCGGCUCCGUCCUGAUGGUGCUUCUAGCACUCGACCUUGGUGAUGUCGUCUAUCCCUGGUCCUCGGCCACCAUUAUCUGCCUGCUGGUGUUUGGCGUCGUCGUCUUGGCCUUGUUCCUUGUCAAUGAGUACAAAUUUGCCAAGGAGCCCGUCAUUCCACUUCACAUCUUCUCCAACAAAUCUUCCUCGGCAGCCUUUGGGGUAUACAGUUGCAACUUUUACGUCUUCAUCGGACUGGCCUACUACUUGCCUCUGUACUCGCAAUCCGUUCUUGGCGCCAGCCCUCUCGAUUCGGGCAUCUAUCUUCUUCCACUCAUUGUGGCAAGUUCGCUGUCUGCUGCUUUUGCUGGGAUUUUCAUCCAGAAAACAGGCAAGUAUCUCCGCAUCAUGUACGCGGGCCAGGUUUUGAAUUUGCUCGGCAUGGGCCUCUUUAUCUACUUGCCGUUUGAGAAAGACUUGGCCAAGCUCUUCAUCUUUCAGAUCCUGGUCGGCCUCGGUGUCGGCAUGAACAUUGAGCCGCCUCUUUUAGCUGUACAGGCCGUCAACGCAGAGCGCGACACUGCAGCCGUCGUCGCCACCAUGAGCUUUGUGCGCUCCAUCGCCAAUGCCAUCUCCAUUGUUGUCGGUGGCGUGAUUUUCCAGAAUGAAAUGACAGCCGCCAACCCGAGGCUUGUCCAGGAGCUAGGCGCCAGUGUAGCCCAAGACUUUAAUGGCGACCAAGCUUCAGCCAAGGUGGAUGCCAUCUGGGCUCUGCCCAAGGAGCAGCAACUUGUUGUGCGAGAGACAUUCUUCUACUCUCUACGAGAUGUGUGGAUCAUGUACGUGGCGUUUGCAGGUCUAUCGCUUGUGCUUAAUUUCUUUGUGGGCUCUCAUCACCUAAGCACCGAUAAUCAAGAGGCUGUACUUGGUGUAGAUCGUGAAAAGAAAUAA